UUCUUCUAUACAUUCUAACAUGGACACUUUUAUGGAGAAAAAUCAGGCGACAUGCUACUAUAGAGGUUUUCCAGAGCAUUAUCCACCAAGCCAUUUGGAUCUGCACUUGAAACAACCAGUCCAGAAUAUGAGCAAGCAGUUGGCCACUUUGAACCAAAUGAGUUUUAUGGCUUUCAAAGAGCUCAGAAACAAGCAGAUAAAGUACCUUGGCCAGUUCUAUUGCAUUUGUCCUUUUGAAGGAAGACCAUGGCUUCAGAAAUGCCAGCCUCAUCCAACUCCCAUCCAUAUUUCAGAUACCUUUCCUUUCCAAAAUUCAGAGAUUAAAAAGAAAGCAAUAAUGUCCUACACUGUUGGAAAAACUCAGAGUGAUCCAAUUUAUAUAUCCUCUGAUAGUGAAGAGGAAAGGAAGCCUUAUGAACAAAGAGAUGUAAGAAUUACUCAGCUCAAAACCAGAAACGUCAUCCAAAACCAAACAUCACAGACAAACAUCCAAAACCUCCAAGCUCUCGAAGGCUACCCGUACUCCUCAGCUGUGCAGCCCAACUCCAAGAAUGGUAAAAUGGUCAUGGUCUACAAGUGCGAGUUCAAUGGGUGCCACAAAACAUUCAUGAGGACCUGGAACUUGCUAGACCACAUCAGGAUGCACUACGGGAUCAGACCCUAUGUGUGCAAGUUCUGUGGCAAAGGCUUCACUCAGAAAGGAAACAUGCGCAAGCACCUGAUUCAGCACGAGAAGCCUCAUCUGAGCAACCGCAAGAAGUUCAAGUGCGAGUUCUGCAGCAGCAGCUUCACCGAAAGGUACAACUACAGAACUCAUGUGGAGAAGAAGCAUGGGAUCAGCAGCAAGUUCUAAAUACAUAUGCAAAGAACAAUGAAGAGUAAAAACAAACAGCAAGGGUU
This is a messenger RNA of Moneuplotes crassus, 900 nucleotides long. NCBI's taxonomy places the organism in Eukaryota, Ciliophora, Spirotrichea, Euplotida, Euplotidae. The record is from the annotation of a GenBank genome assembly.